UAGGCAAGCUAGGCAGAAAUCAAGAACCCAUCUACGACACAGUAGCUCCCGAUAACUUAGCAAAAAUCCCAAUUCCAGAAAAUAAUAUGGCAGGGAAUGAUAAAAGACCCUUUGCGAAACCCGAAAGCUAUGGGGGUACAAAGAGUGAAGACUUCAACGAGUGGUUGAAAACCUUCAAUAGGGCAGCAAAAAUAAAUAAGUGGGAUGAGGAUGAUAAAAUCUUGUAUUUACCCCUCUACCUCAAGAAAACAGCAUUGGCAAUUUUCGACAUAUUUUCGGAUAAAAAUGAAAACGCGACAUUUCUUGAUGCAGUAGGCCACUUAAAAAGUAAACUUGUAGACCCUGUUCAUGAAGAGACAACCAGACAAAAACUCGAAAACAGAAACAAAUUACCAACAGAAACAUACACAGAAUACACAGCAGAUAUAAUAAAACUUUGUCAUAUUCUUGAGCCUCAAAUGUCAGAGAAAAGAAUAGUAGGAUAUGUUUUGAGAGGCUUAGACGUAGGAGCAUUGCAACAUGUUGCUUUCAUGGACAAUGCAUCAGUUGAAGAUUUAGAGAAAAAUCUCGCCAAAUAUGAAAGAUCUCGCUUCCUUCUAGACAAAAAGUUAGGAAUGCAUAAUGCUUCAAUCCUGUCAGAUGACGAAGAAGACGAUUGCCAGUUCAAGCAGAAAGGCCUCUGCUUGAUUCCGAGGAAAAAUAUGUCGAACUCCGCCACCCAAGCCACUUGUCUCCACCUUCUAACAUCAGAAGCAGACGUAUCGGAGCUACGAGAAGUCUGCAAAUUUGAUUGUAAAGCAACUGACAAUCAAACCCUAAUCACUCGCCUACGAGAAGACACCUUCCUAUUCCACAACACCGGCAAAAAGACGACAAUUCGCUGUAAAAACUCAACAACUGAGGUCCCAAGCAACAGUCCAGGAACCCUAUCACUCCACAUCCCUUGCAACUGCGAACUUCAAGACGACAACGGCGACGUACUGAUAAGCACUCUUUAUCCUUGCGACUCCCGUUCCCAUCCUUCUCCAGCUAUUAAUAACUUAAUUCCUCACAUGUGGACAAAUUUAUCUAAAUUGAGCAUCCCAAUUUUUAAACAUGAGACUCUGCCUCAGUACUUAAACCUUUCAGAAAUCUUAAAUGAAAAUUGGCACUUGAAUUUUUCAAAAUUUGAAGAGCACAACUCAUUCUCAGAAGACAUUUUCCAUCAUGUUGAAAUGCCAAAUAACUUUGAUUUGUUAGGGGUGAACAAUAAACUGAUCAUUUAUAUUAUUAUUGUCUGGCAAACACUGAUAACUGUUAUAUUCUUGUAUUUAUGUCUUCAAAAUUAUAUUAAGAAGAAAGCAAAUCAACUGAGAGUCCCGAAACGUACUCCAAUUGUGGACUACCCACAGGAGCUUUAAGAAUAUAUUGUGUUUUAGUAAAGUAGUAUGUAAUGAAAUCAUUAAAAUAAUGGGUUAGGAUAUAGGAAACUAUGCAAAUAAUAAUUACUUAUUCACUAUUAUUGUAUCCAUUUACUCUUUUAUGCUAUCGAUUCAAAUAUUUUCCCAGAUUAGAAGAUAAACUAUUUCAAUUAUUAUUAUUAUUCUUAUUUUCAAGGGUUCCACAAUAUUAUUUUGCUUACUCGAAUACUAUUCGGACUUGAUGUUUAAUUUUUGCAUUAUGAUUCAAUUUUAUUACUUUCGUAGAUUUUGUAGGUUUAAUUUUAUUCAUCAAUAUAAUUGAAAUUUUUCCAUUCAAUUCUUAUUCAGAUAUGAAUGUAUUGAAUUGUUGAUUUGAAGUUGAUUGAUGUGUUAGGCUAAGUUUGAUUUUUAUGAAUUAGUUCACUAUAAUGUAAUUUAUAUCACUUGCAUUUAGCUUAUGAAUUGGCACUCACAUAGAUUUAAGGUAUUCAUUGAAAGUUAUGUUACAUAUAAAUAUCCAAUUAGAAUAAUAUUGUGAAUAAUAAUAAUAAUAAUUUUAGCUUGCGGUAAUUUUGACUUUAAUUUUUGAAAUAUUAUUGAAAUGUGUAAAAAUUAACUUAGAGAGAUGCCGUUUUUUCGAUAACUUCGGGCCGAAGUUUAGGGGGACCCGGGGAUGUAAUAGAACUACAUAAUUUUUAUUAUUUGCCAUGAAUUUUCACAAUGAAUAGAUAAAUUGCUGACGACGGUGAAAAUUCAUGACAAGUAAAAUUAUGGAAAAAAUGAGAGUCUCUAGCAGUCGGUGGUAAGGACGGGACCUGGAAACAUCUACAGCAGAUCAACCAGCCCGACUUCUCCCUACUGAGAGGGUCUCCCAUUUGGGUAGAGUGAGUGCCAAAUUAAUUAUAUUAUUUUUAUCUGAGGGUAUAUCUUGUCAAUAUUAUUUGAAAUCAUAUUUUAUCUUUUGAAAAUAAUUCUUUUUAAAUUAUCAAUAAAUAUUAUAUUAUUCAUUCUACAUUUAAUUAUUUUACAAUUAAAACCUUUCUCAUGAGAUAAAGAGUAAGAUCCAAAUUUAACCUCUCGUUAGCCAAGCGAUAUUUAACCCCUCAUUUAUUUGAUCAGUACAUCUUAUUUAUCAAUUAUAAUAUAACAGCAUUAUCUUUUAUUAAUUUCUGUAUCCAACUCCUAGAGAGUUAGGACCU
Molecule: messenger RNA, 2599 nt
Organism: Nilaparvata lugens (brown planthopper)
Lineage: Eukaryota; Metazoa; Arthropoda; Insecta; Hemiptera; Delphacidae
Exons: 2
Coding region: 87-1400 (437 amino acids)
Source: RefSeq, a predicted model, not a curated record